Messenger RNA from Penaeus vannamei (Pacific white shrimp), 846 nucleotides. NCBI's taxonomy places the organism in Eukaryota, Metazoa, Arthropoda, Malacostraca, Decapoda, Penaeidae. The record is from RefSeq and is a predicted model, not a curated record.
AUGAGAGCUGGUGGAUCUUCUCGUCUCGGUUGUUUCUUCAUCCACAUUCAGGGAGUUCCUUGGUUGCUAUUCCAGUUGAUGGUGAUGCUGAUAUCCACCGCCCCCGUAACACAUUUACCAGCGAGUCAAUUUCCAACCUUUGAUCUUCCAGUCCCGCCCACGAUCGAGGACGCCCACAGCAGUCCUGACGUCGAGGUGAGGGAGGGGGAGGAGGCUAGACUGUCGUGUGGGGCUACAGGCACGCCCACGCCCACGAUCCUCUGGCGAAGGGAAGAUGCACGUCUUAUACGGUUACCUGGACAGCAAGAGCCGAUGUGGAAGGGGAGCACCCUCGUCCUUCCCCACGUGAGGAAGGAGGACAUCGGAGCAUAUCUGUGCAUCGCCAACAACGGGGUUCCUCCUUCGGUUAGCAAGAGGGUUCGACUCAAUGUACGAUUCGAGCCAGUGGUACGGGCGGCUGUUCCUUCGGUCUCCACGCCCCUCGGAGGCUCCGUGAACUUCUCCUGCGUCGUCGAUGGGUGGCCGACGCCCUCCCUGCACUGGAUGAGGGACAGCGGUCAGCCGGUGGUCAGCCCGAAUAAGGUUUACCAGCUGCAGGAUCGGAUACGCGAGGAGCUUGAGAACAGAAACCCCUUCGUGAGCAAGCAUAUAUUUAAGGUCAAUCCCGGUCGAAAAACUCUCCCACAAGGAAGUCAGUGGCGACGCGAUCAGACACAAGAAUCCUUCUCCGAUUCAAACAAUGAAAACCGUUACUUCAAUCUCGUCAGGGAUAUUGACUUUGCUCCGAGAAAAAUUCCACCUUUGAUAGACAAUAUCUCUGAGGCUUUUCUCUUCCUGGUAUUUUAA